Messenger RNA from Hypanus sabinus (Atlantic stingray), 2805 nucleotides. RefSeq names its product TatD DNase domain containing 1 (gene tatdn1). Gene Ontology annotation, molecular function: 3'-5'-DNA exonuclease activity. The transcript has 12 exons. Bases 1275 to 2198 code for a protein of 307 amino acids. The record is from RefSeq and is a predicted model, not a curated record. Gene Ontology annotation, cellular component: cytosol. Lineage: Eukaryota; Metazoa; Chordata; Chondrichthyes; Myliobatiformes; Dasyatidae.
GGGGACAGAUAUGAUGAUCACAUUUCUUUAUGCAGGGGCUUCUGAUUUGAUCAGUGAUCAGGUUGUUUAAAUGGUUGUUGCACAAGUGAUCUCACAUUUAGAGGCAGCAGGGAGGUCACAGUAGGUGUAGCGAGUCAGCUAUAUCUCAUCAGCUUGUGCAAAUCUGAUACUUGGCUUUUACGGAGUAAUAGAUAUGAGAAAGUUUAAAUUAGAUCCUUGGGGGAUGCCGCAGUUGAUAGCUGUGGGAAUGGAGUUACUUCAGGUAUUCCUAGGCUAGAUAAGAAUAAAUAAAAACAGAAACAAGUGAAUGUGGUCCCAGGCAGCUCCUCAGUUGGUGAAAGUAUAACUGUCAAAGUCGGAGUCAAUAUUGUUAAUUUAAGAACUGUGGAAGGGACCAGUGUGUUUUAGAGAUGGGUCCACAAUAAUAGUUUUGAAAGAUGAACGAAAAAGCCAAAGGGAGGUAAUAACAAUAUAAGUAAAUACUAGGUUGAUGAGGAGUAUACUUUUAAUGAGAUGUUACAUUGUAUGGGGAGAGGAGAGUCAAAACUUUGGAAUGGGCAGCUAGUUGAAGGCUUGAGCAAUUGGGUUAUACUGUGAUAUGAAACAGGAGCGACAACAUUUGUUGAAGUCAGUAGGUCGGGCUGCAUCACCUGUUGAGUUCGUCCAGCUUUUUUUGUACGUCUUGGUUUGACCACAGCAUCUGCAGUGCACUUUGUGUUUAACAUUUGUUGAAGGUAUGCAGUAAAAGUUCCUAUUGAUACUAUUUUUGGAAGGAUUUUGACAUGACGUGAGGCUCCGAAUAAUGUAUUCGCCACCUCUUGGAGAGAACAAGAUUUCAGGAAGAAAAGUCAUCCAACUACUUCUGAAUCACUUUGAUCCCCAAGAUACGCAUUUGCAAUCACAAGUUCGAGGUUGUGUGUGAACCCUAACAUUUUACCACCAAUGCCUAAGGCACCCCAGCCUAAAAUGAAAUUUCUGCAAUGGACGGAUGUAGUAAAAUAAACUGCAGAUGUUGGAAAUCUGUCACCUUUUCCACAGAUGUUGAGCUUCUCCGGCGUUUACUGUUUUUAAAAUCUUGUUACGAUGUGAUAACACAGGCUGCUAAAGCAGGUUUAAGCGUACGAUGGGUCAUUGUUUCCAGCACAUCAUUCCACAGCUGGCCGGACCAGAGGGAGCAGCGACUGCUCACAAUCUCGACACCGACCCACCCGGCUUCAAACUGCCCGCCUGCUGAGGUCAGGGGUCGGUGUUAAAGCAAACAGUUCCGGAGACGGAUGGCGGCUAAAUUCCCUGCCGUACGGAGGAUGGGGGCCUUCACUUUUAUCGAUAUUGGUAUAAAUCUGACAGAUCCUAUGUUUCAUGGGAUUUAUCGUGGUACUCAGAAGCAUCAAGAUGACUUUCUAGAUGUGGUGCAGAGGGCAGUAAAAACUGGAGUUCAGAAGUUCAUGAUUACAGGAGGCAGUUUGCAAGAUAGUACAGAUGCAGUGGAACUAGCAAAGACAAGUGAUAUUUUCUACAGUACUGUUGGCUGUCACCCCACACGGUGUGGUGAAUUUGAGCAGAAUAACCCAGAGCAGUAUUUGAGUGACCUGAAAACAUUGGCCACAGAAAACAAAGCGAAAGUAGUGGCCAUUGGCGAGUGUGGCUUGGAUUUUGACAGAUUGGAAUUCUGUCCAAAAGAGAUACAAUUAAAAUACUUUGAAAAGCAAUUUGACUUGGCAGAAGCAACUAAAUUACCCAUGUUUCUACACUGCAGAAAUUCAUCUGCAGAAUUUUUAGAUAUAGCGAAGAGAAAUAUGGAUAGAUGUGUUGGAGGCGUGGUGCAUUCUUUUGAUGGCACAAAAGAAGAAGCUGCUGCCUUUCUAGAAAUGGGCCUCUAUAUUGGAAUAAAUGGCUGUUCUUUAAAAACAGAAUCAAAUCUUGAAGCUAUGAAAUCCAUCCCAAGUGAAAGACUGAUGAUAGAAACUGAUGCACCAUGGUGUGGAGUAAAGAACACUCAUGCCGGUGCUAAAUACGUGAAAACAACUUUUCCAACAAAGAAGAAGUGGGAAGAAGGAUAUUGCCUUAAGGAUAGGAAUGAACCAUGCCAUAUUAUUCAAAUAUUGGAGAUAAUGGCUGCUGUACGAGAGGAAGACAUGCGUGAACUGAGCAACACCAUGUACAACAAUACUGUGAAAGUUUUUUUUCCUAACAGCUGAUUGCCAAGUAUAUUAUCCCAGUGUAUUUGCUCUCAGCGUGACACAACUGGCAGCUCUUAGAGAUAUUUGGGUACUUUUCCCUGGUUUAUUUUGUUCAAGAUGGAUGUUGAACUCUGUGCACCAGAGAAUUAGUAUGAAUGUUACCCUUACUAUUAAGACACUUCCUGAUAAAUUUCCUGACCUUGGUAGAAAUCUAUGUAAACAUGUAGUUUGAAUGAAAGGGAAAUAGCUUCCUUGGCAACCCAACAAGUCAAAGACCUCAAGAUAUUUAGUGAUUUUUAAAAAUACCUCAUGUUAUCACUUUACAAUGUUGUAUUUCAAAAUCAAUCUUAAUUGCUUACAACUUUGUUUUAAUACAUCUCUAAUAAGCAGAUCAGUAUGGUUUAAAUAUCCAGUCAUACGUGAAGUAUCAAAAGGUCAAUGAUAGUUUAUAUUGGGCCAGUCUGGUUCCAAGCAGGAUGUAUUACAGUGACUGAAGCAAACAUACAACAGUAUAAUGUUAGUGUGCAAUUUUAUUGUAUCUAAUCAUUUGUAACAUAUACUAUAUCAACUCAAGAUCUAUUCAAGUGCUUACGUUGAGACCAUUAAAAUAGCAUGUUCAUCUGUA